Messenger RNA from Symbiodinium sp. CCMP2456, 993 nucleotides. NCBI's taxonomy places the organism in Eukaryota, Dinophyceae, Suessiales, Symbiodiniaceae. The record is from the annotation of a GenBank genome assembly.
AUGCAGCGGGUCUCUCCUGUGCAGCCGUGCGGGCAUCACUCGCUGUUCGACCGAAGCCCGUCACGAAGUGACGCUAGGCCUCGCAGAUCAUUGCAGCUGCAACGCUGGGAUCCCGUUUGGUGCAUUCCGGCCUGGCAGUGGAGACUGUCGGCAAGCCUGCUGGCACUUGGCAGCUUCAACAAACUUGCUGCUUGUCGACCCAAUUUUCGGGCUGCUCGGCGGGCAACCGCGGAGAAGGCCUUUGAUGUGGCUGAGCGGUUUGUUUCCCGCUUCAAUGACUACUUUGUGCUCUGGCUGGUUCUCGUGACUCUGGUUUCUGUGGCACGCCCAGAGACUUUCACUUGGGUGAACCAGGAAUGGUUCACAUGGCUUCUGGGCCUCUUAAUGUUCAGCGUGGGCUUGACCACAUCAGUGGAUGAUUUUCGCUCGAGCAUCAGAAACUGGCCAGCCGUGGUCAUCAAUGCAGCCGCCUGCUUCUUGCUCAUGCCGGCGCUGGCAUACACUUUGGCCGCCUUGAUCAGUGCCGAUGCGCCAACCCUGGCUGGCUUGGUGCUGAUCGGGUCGAUCAACGGUGGCCACACCUCAAACCUGUGCACACUGAUAGCGAAAGGGGACGUGGCCCUCAGUGUCUUGAUGACUAUGUCCACUACCUUGCUCUGCAUCGUGGCGACGCCGCUGCUGGCCAAGUUACUGCUGGGCACAGUUGUCUCCGUGGAUGCGGUGGGGAUCAUCCUGUCCACUGUAAAGGUGGUGCUGGCUCCCACAGUCCUUGGCCUCGCCUUCAAACAGUGGCUUCCAAGCACCUCAGAGAGGGCGGCAAAGCUUACUCCCGUGCUGGGGGUCUUUGCGACCUGCAUCAUCGUGGGCUCCUCCGUGGCUUCCUGCCGACCCUACAUCCUGUCAGCAGGCGCACCGCUGCAGCUGGCAAUCCUGGGCCUUCAUCUUCUAGGAGGUCCCCUGGAUGCCCCUGGUUGGAUCUGCACGAUCACGUGA